This is a messenger RNA of Vespa velutina, 3907 nucleotides long. RefSeq lists its product as uncharacterized. Gene Ontology annotation, cellular component: nucleus. The record is from RefSeq and is a predicted model, not a curated record. Lineage: Eukaryota; Metazoa; Arthropoda; Insecta; Hymenoptera; Vespidae. Bases 227 to 2473 code for a protein of 748 amino acids. Gene Ontology annotation, molecular function: zinc ion binding. The transcript has 7 exons.
UUUAAAUUCAGCUACACAAAAUUUCACAGUGGUAAAUAAUGAUGUAAAGUUCAAUCCAUAUAUAACGUCCAACUUGUCUUUGAUUUUCGUAGGUGUAUUGCUUUUAAAAAACAAAUAUUUAAUGACAGCUCGAUACUCGAUUUUUUCAAUUUUCACAAAACAUUCACAUCGAUUCAUUCAAAUGAUUGUCAAACAACUGCGCAUCCAAAAUAUCUGAAAUUUUACUAUGUCCAAUGAGGAGCGUCUUCGAAAAUUAUUAUCUGAUUUAGGAAAGGCAACUUUACGUGGUGUGAGAAAGUGUCCAAAAUGUGGAACAUAUAACGGAUCUCGUGGAUUGUGUUGUAAAAAUAAAUAUUGUGAUGCGGUAUUUAAAGAACCAGGAGAAAAACGAAAAUUAUCUACGGAAGCUUGUAAAUUAAUAACCGGUUCGACUGCGCAAGUGUUCUCUGUUCGAGUGAGAGACAAAGGUCCUGAUUAUCGAGGUUUUGUACAAUUGCCAUUAAUAAAUGCAACAAUUUCUAACGAAAUUACAACAUUAAUUUCACAAACAACCGCUCUAUGUUUUGUGGAUACUUGCGAGAGAAGUUUUGAUACCAGUGUCCUUAAAUGUCAUGAGAAAGAUUCAUCUGAUUUAUCCGUAUCAACGUGUCAACAUAUCCAAGCUGCAUUAAGAUGUUAUGCUGAGGCUCAACCAUUGACCCUAAGAAAUUCUAUUUUAUCAUCUUUAAAUGUAAACAAUGAAAUGAAACAAGAAAUUUGGUUAUUAGCUACAGAAACCUCUGGUCCAUUGGUACAAAGAGUUUCUAAAAAUAUAAUGGCUGUAAAAUGUAAAGCUUCGCCAAAACAUCCUUUAGGAUAUCUUCAUUUUUCUUUCUUUGUUACUAAAUUGAAAGAUAGAGUAGAACAUCGUUGUUUUUGUAGUUGUACUGCAUUUAAGGGUACAACAAAAUCAAUUGGAGAUAAGAUAGAAACAAUGCAUUUUUUGCAAGCAAAGCGCUGUGUACAUUUUUAUGCAUGUAUAUGUGCCUUUGCUAGUGAUCCUAAAUUGUCGGAAGAAUUUAGUUAUUAUAUAAACUUAGAUCAAAAUGAUUUAAGUAUACCAAAGCCAUCAGUAUCAAUUUUGCAACAUAAUGAACAAGAUAAAAUAGUUGGAAUAGAUCUAGAUGCUUUAAACACAGAUGAUGCUGAUACACAUCUGUUGAUUUUUCGUGAUGACACUUUAACUGUGCAAAGUUUAGAUGGAAAUAGACUUGAUUUAGAUUCAAUGAACUUGGAUUCAUCAAUUUUACCUAAUAGCAUUGUUGAAAAUAUUGAAGUGGAAUGUGAUCGUAGUUUGUUAGAAGAUAAUAAUAUUAUUUCUCAGGUUCAUAAUUUGGAAGUUAUCGAUCAGAAUGGUGUACAAUUUAAUGGAAAUACGAUGAAAAUAUUAGAUGAGCAAACUGAAAUUGAUACAAAGUACAAUGUAUUAAAUAGUCAAUAUAUAUUAAAUGAUAAUAAUAUAAAAAUAUUAAAUACCGGAAAUUUAAAAGUCAUUGAUACAAAUACAGUAUUAGAUGUAAACAAUAUAAAAUUAAUAGAUACUAAUGCAGUAAUAAAUGGUAGUGAGAUUAAGAUGAUAGAAAAGAAUGCUUUAAUACAAUAUGAUAAUGGAAAUAUAUCUAAUUCUGAAAGUGGUUCUAUCCAACCGGCUGUUUCGAUAAAGAGAAAAAGAGAUGACAAAAAUAUGAAUAAAUUAAAUGCUACAGGUCUAAAUAAUUUAAGUUCCAUUGAACCUAGAAAAUCAAAAGCAAAACCAACUAUUAUAAAGAGAUAUCAAAAUUCAUGCGAAGACUUGGACGAAGCUAAUACAAGCCUAUCUUUCAUAAAAUGGUUAGCAUCAAUUACGGAGAGAAUAAAUCAAACAAUGCAUUUUCAAUUUGAUGGAAAACCUGACCCUUUGGUAUUUCAUGUACCACAAAUAUUUUUUGAUUGUUUACGAGAGAGAAUAUCUUGUGGCGGUAAGAAAAAACGUUUACCUAAUUCAACAACAGCCUUUGUCAGAAAAGAUGGAGUACCAUUGGGCACCUUUACUAAAUAUACAUGGCAAAUUACAAAUAUAUUACACGUGAAGAGUAUUUUUGAAACGCCUCUUAUACCUUUAGAAAUAACACGAAGUUUUAUACAAAAUGCAGAUGGUACAUACGAAUUAUAUAAACGAAAAGAAACUGAUAUCGAUCGGUAUAAAAAAACAAAUAAUAAUGCAUUGAUCAAACCAUUGGAAUUGAAAACUUAUCUAAAAGUUGUUUUCCAAAUAAUAUUUUUAGGUAAUACUUCUCCAAAUCAAGUGGAACCAACGCCAUUUUUAAUAGAAUGGAUACCGGAUAUUCUACCAAUAUCGAAAAUUGGCGAAUUGAGAAUUCGAUUUGAAUUUGGACACGUUAAAAAUGAAGCUAGCCAAAGAUGGAGAAAGAUAGCAUUAUCGAAAAAUUAUUGAAUAAAAAGUUAAAAUGUCUAUAUAAGUUAAGUAUUUAUUUUAAAGUAUUGUAUUGUUAUUUCUUUGUUAUUGCAAAAUUUUAAGUGUUUGAAAAAGAACAAAAAGAAAAAAGAAAAAAAAAAAAAACAGAAAAAAAAAGUAAAAGGAGAAAAAAAACCGUAAGAAUAUUUUACAUUGCAUAGUCAUGUAUAUAUCUAAAUCGGCUAUUAAUCGUAAUGCGAAACGAUUUUAUGUUAUAUAUUAUAAAUUAAUUUAAAUGAACUUUAACCCUUUCAGUACAUAAAUUCUAAUAACGAAUAUAUCAAAAUAAUGUGUAAUUAACUUUGUAUAUUUUUAUGAAUGCUUGUACAUUAUUUAUAUAUUUUAUCUGUGUGAAUAUAUUUCAAUUUAAAUUGAAUUAUAAUAUAUUUAACUAACUAGUACUUGAAGGGUUAAAUAAUGCAAAAUUUUUAAUUGUAUAAAAAAAGCAUAUAUACAUAUAUAUAUAUAUAUAUAUAUGCUCCAAAAAAAAAUUUAAAUACGUUAGAAAGUUAUAUUCUCGAUGAUGUACUGAAACAUAUAUAAGUAUUGCUAUUUCUGUUUUUGAUACUCUAAUAGGUUGGAGUUGAAAUUGUUAAAUACAAAGACUGAUCUAAUUUACUCUGUUUUUUAAAGAUGGGUACAAAAUGCGUUCCUAAAUAAACAAUUGUUUGCCGAUGCGCGAAUAAAAUUUUAGAGAAUCAUUUAGAGCAUCGUUUAAUGAUAAUUAGAUUAUAUUGAUGAAAACUUGUUUGAACAAGCAAUUUGUAUAUUUUAAAUUUUCCUAUUUUUUAUUUAUUUAUUAAAACUACUACUACCGAGAUGAAUCGACGUUAAAAGAAAGAAAGAAAAAGAAAAAAAAAAAAAUUCGAAUUGUUUUUAUUAUAUAAUGACUAAUGUAUCAUACAACAUAUGUCGAUUUAAUAUAUUGUGUAUAUAUAUGUGUAUGAACGUGUAUAUAUAUAUAUAUAUAUAUAUAUAUAUACACAUAUCUUAGAUCGGAAAUGCUAAAAAAUAUGUUAUUUAAUAAAUGCGUAUUCUAUAAUAUUGUAAAUUUUUUUCGAUUAUUUUCCUGCAACCAUAUUCAAUCAUUUAAUGCAUAAAAAAAUUCUACAGCAUGAUUACGUUAUAAAAACAAUUGCCAUACAUAAUACAUGAAAGAAAUAAAGAUUGUAUAUUCAAGGAGUAUCGAAUAAAAUGUCUUUUUUCGCGGAUUUUAGAAGUACGAACGUUAAAACAUAUCUAUCAAGUCUCAAGGUUAAACCAAAUGUAAAUAUCAAGAUCAUGAUUGCCAUUACAAAUUUCAAAUCUCCAAUUUGAUUUUAUUAUCCUUGCACAAAAAAAAUUUUAUUUGCGAGGAUAAAGAAAGAUAGAUAGAAAUGGAGAUAGAGAGAUAGAGAGAGAGAGAGAGAGAGA